UCUUGAAAAAUUGCUUGUGUGUCGUGAACAUUUUGAAGCCCCUGGAAAAAGGGAAGGAAAGCGUUUGAAAUGUCUCGUUUUUGGGCCAGUGUGCCGGCGUUUUUUUCAAAUCCGCGCACCGGGAAAUUUUGUGGAAUAACGGGAGAACUGCCCAGCUGCUGCCGGUGUGUGAGCGACUGCACACACUGAAGGUAAUAAAGAGAAGCCGGCUCGGUGUUCGCUCUUGCAUUUGCUUCUGUUUCCUCUCUCUCCCUCUCUUUCUCUUUCUAUUGCAUCAACUCGAUGCUGCGUGAGGCUGCUGGGCGAUGAUGCAUCGGCGGGGUUUGACUCUGUGAAUUCGCAUCAUAUCAAGUCUAUUUACCCUGCACGGACUGAUCACCUCGGCAAUGUAAAUUCCAGCAAUUAAGUCAGUUUUUUUUUUUUUUUUUUUGCUGACAAGCCUUGCGACAAAAAAAAAAGAAAAAAGAAAGAUAUGCCUUAUUUCGACGCGAGGUGCGAGGAUGCCUGUAGCUGUGAUUGUGUCAUUGCUGCGGCACACUCCGGAGCUCCUCGGCUCAAGACAGACACAACUAACCUCAGCUGAAGAGAAGACAGCAAGCUAUCAAGUGCUUUACCACCCAACAUAAGCCAUACCAGCCCGUGCAUGUGUAUGCGUGUGUGUGUGUGUGGGAGAAGGCUUCUGUUGCACUGAGGAUUUUGGGGCUUCCCAAGAACCUGCCACAUCCCCAAAUCCUGUCUGAGGACUGCUGUGAGCUUACAAGCUUCCUGAUGGUUUCUGGAGGGCAGCCCUGAUGCAUCUUGUGAGCGUGAAAACUCCAAGGACCCUUUUUGCCAGGUUUGCAUCACCAGACAGGAGCCGGAGCAGACGGUAACUCUGUGUGUGUCAUGUUAGAGGCUGGACUCUUGCCCGCUCCCUCUAGCUCUCAGCCAAAAUCUCUGACCUGCCCUGUCUGAGCCCUUCUGUAUGAGCAUCACUGCUUCACCACAACAGCACAACAGGAAUCGGUGUCAAGCAGCACCAACAGUUUGCAGACAUUAUUAGUUGUGUGACUGUCCCCCUGCCCCCUCUAUCAAAAUAAGAGCCCCCUGAAACCAGGGUCCAGGAUGCAGGUGUCUUUCGCCUGCACUGAGCACAACCUCAAGAGUCGCAGUGAGGACCGACUUUGUGGCCUUCGCACCGCCCCACCUCCCGGAGGAAGCAGUGGAGGCGUAGGGGGAGGUGGAGGAGGAGGAGGCAGCGGUGGCAGUGGAGGAGGAGGCGGUGGAGGUGGUGGAGGUGGACAAGGGAGUAAUGGCAACUACAUGUCUCAAGGCUCGGCCAAGACCAGGGAGGGGCCCGGGUCCCGUCAGGCUCCACACGGCCAUGCCCACAUGAAGGAGGCCAUCGGGCGCCACACCAGUAUGAAGUAUAGGAACCUUGGGAAGUCGGGCCUACGUGUUUCCUGCCUCGGGUUAGGCACCUGGGUGACGUUUGGAUCACAGAUCUCUGAUGAGAUGGCCGAGAACCUGAUGACCAUAGCUUAUGAGAACGGAGUGAACCUGUUUGACACAGCAGAGGUGUACGCGUCUGGAAGAGCGGAAAUCACUCUAGGCAACAUCGUCAAGAAGAAAGGAUGGAGGCGUUCAAGUUUUGUCAUCACAACAAAGAUCUAUUGGGGAGGCCAAGCAGAGACAGAGAGAGGACUCUCCAGAAAGCACAUUAUUGAAGGUUUACGAGGAUCCUUAUCAAGACUCCAGCUAGAAUAUGUGGACAUUGUUUUUGCCAACAGAAACGAUGUCAACAGUCCCAUGGAAGAGAUUGUACGGGCCAUGACGUUUGUAAUAAACCAGGGUAUGGCUAUGUACUGGGGAACAUCCCGCUGGAGUGCCAUGGAAAUCAUGGAGGCGUAUUCGGUGGCACGCCAGUUCAACCUGAUACCACCUGUGUGUGAGCAGGCAGAGUAUCACUAUUUCCAGAGGGAUAAAGUGGAGGUGCAGCUUCCCGAGCUCUACCACAAGAUCGGUGUUGGAGCAAUGACCUGGUCUCCACUUGCUUGUGGAUUAAUCACAGGGAAGUACAGUGAUGGUGUGCCAGAGUGCUCCAGAGCAGCAAUGAAGGGAUACCAGUGGCUGAAGGAGCGGGUGAACAGCGAGGAGGGCCGCAGGCAGCUCGCUAAAAUCAAGGAGCUCCAUCUACUGGCAGACAGACUGGGCUGCACUGCUGCACAGUUGGCCAUAGCCUGGUGUCUGCGCAGUGAGGGAGUCAGCUCAGUACUUCUGGGUGUUUCUAAUACAGACCAGCUACUCGAGAACCUGGGUGCCCUACGGAUUUUAACCCAAAUGACCCCUCAAACUAUUACUGAGAUUGAUGCCCUGCUGGGAAACAAGCCACACUCGAAGAAAGAGUUGCGUGCUUGAAGAUGCAAAUCUGAGUGACAGAUGAUGUUUCGAGAUGACGAAGAAGACAAAUGACAUUGGGGAAACAUUGUUUUUUGCUCUGCUGUAUACUCAACAACUUGCAUGUCCUCAGCAACAUUAUGCUUCCAGUACGUGCGCAUAUCCAUUUUGCGCACUACGCUGUAUCAUGUAUGAAAAAAAAGAACAGCUCUCAAUUGGGGGAAAAAGAAAAACUAACAGGUCAUACAUUGCUCACUGCAGAUUGUUCACAGCUUAAUUAUUUCUACAGAGGGGAGUCUCUGCCAUCCAAAGAGACCAACAGAGGUUGAAAGAUGUUCAACUGAUGUCAAAGCAGAUUUGACUCUUGUUAAUCAAAUGUUCUGAAGUGGGAAAAAAAACACCUCUGUGCUAAAAUGGAACUUUAAAGUGUGAAUGGUGCUUUCAUUGGACACGAGUCUCCUCCCCUCGCAGCUGCCUGUUGUUCUGUAUGAUGUUUAGUACCCAGCAGCCAGAGAGCCAAAGGUUAGUACUCAUAUCACUAGCCGAACAUUUCUCAUAGUGUGCAUGUGAUUGAUCUGCCACACUCACUGCUUUACAGGGUUGGGAACAAUAGAUUACUUGCAGUGAAAAAAAAAAAAAAAUCCUGUAUGGUCUCUAACUAAAAACUGAUCACAUGUUUUAAACAUUGAUUUAUUACUUUGAAAGUAACCAAAUAUUGUGAGCAUUUUUACACAUGCUGAAAUAAUGAUGGCACAAAUUACUUGAACUGAAUUCAAAUGAAUGGAUUAGACCGCAACGGCAACUGACAGACUGGCUUUUUAAUUAAAGUGCAUUAUGUUAGUUAUUAAAAUACAAAAUUGGCAAUCAGAAGUGGCUAGAAUUUUGAAAGUAACUUUCCCAACCCUGCUGCUUUCUCGGCAGUCUUUUUGCCUCUCCUGUUGGUAAACUGUGCGCAUGUCCCUUUAAGAGAGAAUAGCCCUAAAAGGUUGUAAAUGUGGCAUGGCUUUUAUGGCUUAUGUAGAUUUGCAGUGCCCUUGUAAGCCAUUUUUUCUUACUCUAAAUGGUCUGGCAGUUUGAUCCAGGAUCUGUGCUGGCGGGCACUCUUGCUUUCAAGAGUCUGCAGUCUGCAGACACGGCUGUGUGUCCAUCUGACGUUGAGACUUUGUAUUGUCCAACUGUAUCAAAACGAUGCAUUCUUGUGAAGAGCAUCAUUGUUCCUAAAUCGGAGGCUUGAGACAUUUGGACUAUGUGGAAAGGUCACUGAGCAUCUGACACAAAGAUGUGGACACUGUGGGGAACUAGUAGUUUUAAAAUAAUAGAGCAUCAAUGAUAUGACUGAGUUUGUCUAAUGUGAUAUUUCUCUUGCCACGGGUCACUUGGGGUAAGAUUUAGCAAAUGUAACUAUUUUUUUUGUUUUGUGGAAGCCUAAAAAUAUAGCUUCUCUGGGAGUUCUCUCUCUCUGUAUCGUUUGUUCCCUAGAUUCUUGCACACAUGCACAACUCGUUUUAUACUGUGCAUUUUAUGUCUUUACCCUUUAGUUUUGUAUUGAUUUCAAUACUUUGUGAUGUGAAAGGGCGAUUUGUUCAUUUUGUGAUAUUUUUUUCCAUGAAAACAGCACCAAUCUCCAGAGCGGAUGAUUUAAUACCUGACGUUAUUUUAUUUGGUGCAAGGUUACACUGUACUGUAAAUAGGCUUUUCUGUUUGGCAGUGAGUUAAAAAGAUAAAGGUUAAAUAUAUGAAUCCUGAAGGAGCAGCUGAAACGUUGCUCUCUUCUGUGACUCUGAUGUUCAGUUAGACUGACUGUAGCUUCAAGUGUACAAAGAUCCUUCAAUCAAACCUUGAAAAUGUAACUUUUGCCUGCAUAACUUCUAUUUUACUGUCUUGCAACAAAGAGAAACCAAACGAGUGAAGAGACAACUCAUUCUGAAUGUAUCGUGUCUGUUGCUCAAACCUAAAGGAACAAAGCACAUAACUUGUUUUCAAGGUCAUUUCCGUUUGACACUGUUGCAAACAUUUACAUUGGAAUUAGAAGAAAAAGGUUCACCAUGCAGGAGAUUCAUGCACACACACACACACACACACCAUUCUGAGUCAAAAUGUUUAAAGAAAGUCCGAUAAGAUUUGUGUAUUCACUAUUCAUAACCUGAACCUUUAGGCUAAACCAUAGCUGUAAUGUUAAAGUUAGCUAACCUUCCAUGUUAAUAUUUGGAAUAAACUGUUUAUUUGUA
Anarrhichthys ocellatus (wolf-eel) is the source of this 4604-nucleotide messenger RNA. Its product is annotated as voltage-gated potassium channel subunit beta-2. Gene Ontology annotation, cellular component: cytoplasm; voltage-gated potassium channel complex; membrane. Gene Ontology annotation, molecular function: potassium channel regulator activity; voltage-gated potassium channel activity; transmembrane transporter binding. The transcript is spliced from 14 exons. Lineage: Eukaryota; Metazoa; Chordata; Actinopteri; Perciformes; Anarhichadidae. Bases 1105 to 2397 code for a protein of 430 amino acids. The record is from RefSeq and is a predicted model, not a curated record. Gene Ontology annotation, biological process: regulation of potassium ion transmembrane transport; potassium ion transport.